GUGAAGAGUAUUAAAGAUGGGUAGUUGGCUCCAUUUUUUUUACUCCAUAUAAAAGAUGGGUGGUUCCUUCCUGGUCCAUUAUCUCAAUUUAAUUUUUAGUAGCAAUUGCCACUGUAAGUUGAUGUGCAGAGGUCAAUAACCCAAAAACUGGCAAAAAUGCGCCAGAGCCGGCGUCACCCGCUAGCUAGUAGGCUCCUCAGAGGGGGAGGACCAAUGAGGAGGCGGAGGAGAAGAAAAGAACGAGGCCAAGCAGAAAAGGGGCUUGCUUGCUUGCUUAGGGUUUUGAGACCACUCUCUGCAUCUAGCGCACAAACUCUGAUCUCUGAAGAGAGAUCCAAAGGCACAAAGGGAAGCCAUAGUGUCAGGCACAGGGGGGGUGGUGGUUCUUCUUCUUCUUCUUCUUCUUCUUCAUCAGGCCCCAGGAGGAGUUACAGUGAUAUGGUAAACCAGCCACCUCCAUCCCCAGAACGACAAGAGAAACUUAGGCUACAAAGAGAGAGGGUGAGCUUGUUUUAUGAAUGCUUCAACGCUAAUACUGUCUCCCGGCCACCACUCGUUCAGGAGAUGCUCCCUCUUAAGGACUAUUUGACUUUUAAAAGAACAAACAUGCUUUGCUAUGUCUCUAUAGGACAUCACAAAUGUCUAAAAUUAACUCAAGCAGAAGAUAUGGGAGUUGGUUUGAAAGAAAAUGACGACGUUAUGAUACUCAAUGCCUCUGAUUCGCACCGUGACAAUCUUUUACGAUCUCUCAUAAACCUCACGCAUCUUCUAUGUGGGUCUAGCAUAGGACUCAUACCAUAUGAUCUCAAGCAUCUCUUGAGAUACUCGAGCAAAGUGCAACGUGUGAGGAAAAAUGAUGAAUUCAUCUUGCAUCACCCUGCAUUAUGGAACGAGAUAUCUGUUGAGAAGAUGCUCCUAAGUCUGGAUAUAAACAAUUCAAUUACUACGGAGCCUAAACCCUUAAACAAAGUUGUAGCUCGGAUUUCAUUUUCUUGGAAAAAAGAUUUUGAAAACUUGGUUAUCAACAAUGCCGUACUCAAUCAACGUGGUUUUUAUGUAACCAUAAGAAAAAUUUGGACUAACACUAAGUUUUGCCUUAAAUGUGGUGAUGAAAUCGAAGGUUUUAUACAUUUAAUGGGGAAUAUCUUUACUCAUUUAUAUGACGAGUUAAAUGGAGCGUCAAAGCUUAUGGCAAAAUCUCAUCAAGCCAAGGCUAUUUGGGAGUUCAUGCAUGCAUUCAAACCAGACUUUUUGUGUCUCUCUACUCAAGCAUCUUCUACGUUCCCAAAUUUCGACGAUAUUUCAUUCCAUUGAUGUGAGGUAACUAUAAUUAUUUUUGUUACACGUGCAUUAUAAAAGUGGUAUCUUUUUAUUUCUAAUAACUUGCAGGUUACAUAAUCAUCUUUGUUAACUUUUGAGAGGAAAUAUAGUAUAGUGUGAUUUGAGUACAAACUAAAAAAUGUUUUGAUGUUUUCGAAAUCAAUGAAAAAGUUAAAACUCCAUUACAUUAACACAGUCCCACUUCUCUAGCAUGCACUAUUACUUAGCCAUUGAUGCAUGACAAAAGAUUUUUUUUUUAAAUUUGAGAUUGUGGACAUUGAUUCUUAUUGAUGGAAAUAACUCAGAAUAGAUGAAUGGUUGCUUUGUUCAGGAAUGAGCGUUCUUGGUGAGGAGAUCAUCAGGAGCUGUGAUUUAGCGAAGGCUACUUUUGUAACAUAAUCUAUGACAAAAUUUGAUUUAGGACCUGGUUUGUUGUAACAAGAGAAACAAGACAUUUUAACUACAAAAGUAUGUUUGUAGUUAGAGUGCUUCUAUGGUCUACCUUGGGUGCAUAUCAUUUUUGUGGAUAUUCUUGAAAAAUAAUACUCCCUCCGUCCCACUGUCUUUGUCCACUUACCUUUUGGCACACCAUCUAAUGCACUUCUUUAAUCCAUUUUAUCUUGUAAUUUGUAUAUUAAAAAAUUAUAGAAAUUAUAUAUUAAUAAUCUAUAUGUUAAGACAAAUCAAACAAGAUCACACAUGACUAUAUUUAGGCUUACACAUUGAGAGAAUUUGAUGAGUCAAAAUGCUUAGAUGAACAGUUCCAAAAGUUAAAAGUGGACAAAGACAGUGGGACGGAGGUGGUAAAGAACGUUUUAUUGAUUGAAUAAUAGAAGAGGAAUACAAAGUAUGUAUUUAUAGGUGGAGGAAUAUAUUCUAGAAUCCUCCUCAUUAAUGACUAAUUAUAUAAGGUAAUAUUAUAUAAUAAUAACUCUAACUAUAAUAGGUAACAACCAUAAUUAUAAUAUAUAAUAUUAAAUAUAUUAUAUACUCUGUAAUUGAUAUAUUUAACAUGCUCCAAACGUCCUGAACGGUGAAGGUUGAACGCCAACUUUACUUGAAUCGUGAUCAGAAUUGUAAUCAGAGGCUAGAGGCAUAUCUUCGGCUAGAGUAGACUGAAUGCAUCCGCCCUAGAAGAGAAGAAGAAAGAUUACCAGGAAAGAGAUGUGAAGACGCUGAUGAGGAGAGGAGAAAAGCCGCUGCGAACAGACUCAUGUUGCUAACGUCGAAAGAGGGAGAAGGUUGACGCGCGCUGGAGUCGUGCGCGACUGGGUUAGAGAAGGAACACAAGGAAUGAGGUACUGCCGGAGAUGCAUGUUGACCAAAGAUCUACCCACUAAUUGUGCCUCAUGUUACUCUCGAGUGAACAGGUGCUAGGGGAUGCAUGCUGACCAAAGAUGUUGGCGCCAGGAGAGGCCAGUAGUUUGGUGGAGUAGGAAUUGAUUUAGACCUCUACUUUUUUUAAAGUCGUUGGACAACAAAAAAACUAGAAAACUUUGUAGUUUCAGGAGAUGGUGAAGAAUUUGGGUCAGAGGAAAACAGUGAUCCGGCGGGCGGCGGUUAAUGGCGGUGCCGCCCGCCAGAAGCGAAAGCGGAGAAAUUUAGGUCACCAAGAACGGUGGCUCCGAUAUCAUGAAAAAUAAUAAAGAACGUUUUAU
Cuscuta campestris is the source of this 2978-nucleotide messenger RNA. The record is from the annotation of a GenBank genome assembly. NCBI's taxonomy places the organism in Eukaryota, Viridiplantae, Streptophyta, Magnoliopsida, Solanales, Convolvulaceae.